Molecule: messenger RNA, 1212 nt
Organism: Naumovozyma dairenensis CBS 421
Lineage: Eukaryota; Fungi; Ascomycota; Saccharomycetes; Saccharomycetales; Saccharomycetaceae
Gene: NPL3
Product: mRNA-binding protein NPL3
Exons: 1
Coding region: 1-1212 (403 amino acids)
Cellular component (GO): ribonucleoprotein complex; nucleus; cytoplasm
Molecular function (GO): mRNA binding
Source: RefSeq, a predicted model, not a curated record
AUGUCUGAUCAAUACGAAGAACAACCUCCUGUCGAAACGGCUACUGAAGCUCCUCAAGAGCCUCAACAACCUAUGGAAUCCGCUAAUCCUUCUGCUCCAACUGAAAGCCACGAAACUGCCAUGGAAUCUGAACCCGCUCCUCCAAUGGAACCAAUGGAACCGAUGGACGAACCAAUGGAACAAAUGGACGAACCAAUGGACCGUCAACAAAUGCAACCAGAACCCCAACCAUACUAUAACCAACCUCCUCCAUCUCAAUACCAUCCUCAUCAUCAUACUCCACACCAUCUUGAAGGUGAAUUAUCUACCACCAGAUUAUUUGUUAGACCUUUCCCAUUCGAUGUCCAAGAAGCUGAAUUAAAUGAAAUAUUCUCCCCAUUCGGACCAAUGAAGGAAGUUAAAAUCUUGAACGGUUUCGCCUUUGUUGAAUUCGAAGAAGCUGAAUCUGCAUCAAAAGCAAUCGAAGAAGUCAACGGUAAGACCUUUGCUAAUCAACCAUUGGAAGUUGUAUUCUCCAAGUUACCUGUCAAAAGAUACCGUUUGGCAUUGAGAAACCUACCUGAAGGUUGUUCAUGGCAAGAAUUGAAAGAUUUGGCCAGAGAACAUAAUUUAGAAACUACUUUCUCAUCAGUCAAUACAAGAGACUUUGACGGUACAGGUGCCUUAGAAUUCCCAAAUGAAGAAACUUUGAACUCAGCUUUAGAAAAAUUGAAUAACAUUGAAUUUAGAGGUUCUGUUAUUACUGUAGAAAUUGAUGAUAAUCCUCCACCAAUCAGAAGAAGUGCAAGAGGUGGCUUUAGAGGCCGUGGUGGUUUCAGAGGCGGUUAUGGUGCUCCAAGAGGUGGUUUCAGAGGCGGCUAUGGCGGCUUCAGAGGCGGUUACGGAGCUCCAAGAGGCAGUUUCAGAGGUGGCCCAAGAGGUGGAUUCAGAGGUGGCUAUGGCGCUCCAAGAGGAAGCUAUGGUGCCCCAAGAGGUAGCUAUGGUGCCCCAAGAGGAAGUUACGGUGGUCCAAGAGGCGGCUAUGGCGCCCCAAGAGGUGGUUACGGUGGCCCAAGAGAUUCAUAUGGUCCUCCAAGAGAUUCAUAUGGUCCACCAAGGGAUUCGUAUGGUCCACCAAGAGAUUCAUACGGUCCUCCAAGGGAUUCAUAUGGUCCUCCAAGAGAUUCAUACAGAUCAAGAGAUGCACCACGUGAAAGAUCUCCAACAAGAUAA